Penicillium alfredii is the source of this 1437-nucleotide messenger RNA. Its product is annotated as NADH:flavin oxidoreductase/NADH oxidase family protein. The record is from RefSeq and is a predicted model, not a curated record. The coding region runs from base 1 to 1437 and encodes 478 amino acids. The transcript has 2 exons. Gene Ontology annotation, molecular function: oxidoreductase activity; FMN binding. Lineage: Eukaryota; Fungi; Ascomycota; Eurotiomycetes; Eurotiales; Aspergillaceae.
AUGUCACAGAGAUACGCUACCCAAGAUGUCGAUGUGUCGCCCUUGGGGCAGCCGUUGCACUUUGAAUUCAGCCAGCGCCGGGCAUCGAAUCGCUUUCUCAAAGCAGCCUUGACCGAGCGCAUGGCUUCAUGGUCUGCCACUGAGCUUCCCGCUCGGGGCAUCCCGACCCCAGAAUUGAUCAACCUCUAUCGUCGAUGGGGAGAAGGCGGCUAUGGCGUGAUCCUGACCGGCAACCUGAUGAUCGCGUAUGACCAACUCGAGGCAAUGGGGAAUAUGAUUAUCGACCUGGAAAAUGAAUUCAGCGGCGGACGCUUCGAAGCUUUCCAACAACUCGCCAACGCUGCCAAACAGCAUGGCAGUCUGGUUAUUGGUCAAGUCAGCCACCCUGGCCGCCAGACCGAGCAGCGAUUUCAGCCCAAUCCGGUGUCAGCCAGUGAUAUCCAGCUGAUCACCGACCAAGCCCCAUAUGCAAAGCCACGGCCGGCGAGCAUGGACGAUAUCGAGGACAUCACCCGCCGGUUUGUGCAUGCGGCCGUCUACCUACAGAAGGCCGGGUUUGACGGCAUCCAGCUGCACGGCGCGCAUGGGUAUCUCCUGGCCCAGUUCCUGUCCCAGACCACGAACAAGCGCACUGACCAGUAUGGCGGGAGUUUGGAGAACCGGGCGCGAUUGACUGUUGAAAUCGCACAAGCAAUUCGUGCUGCGAUUCCAGAUCCCCAGUUUAUUCUCAGCAUCAAAAUCAACUCGGUCGAAUUCCAGGCGCACGGGUUCACGCCCGACGAGGCCAAGGAGCUCUGUGAAAUCUUGGACCGCAACGGGUUUGAUUUUGUAGAGCUGUCUGGUGGGACCUACGAGGAGAUGGCCUUUCAGCAUCGCCGCGAGUCUACCCGGAUGCGCGAGUCCUUCUUCCUCGAGUUUGCCGAUCGCAUCACGCCCGCCCUGAAGCGGACCCGCAGCUAUGUGACCGGAGGCUUCCGAACGGCGUCAGGCAUGGUUCACGCACUCAAUACGGUCGACGGAGUGGGUUUGGGCCGUCCCAUCUGCCAGGAAUGUCGUCUGCCCAAGGAUUUGCUGGCAGGCACCGUGCAGAGCGCCAUCGAGCCAAAACUUGACCCCCAGAAUUUUAUUCUCACGGGGGCUGCAUCGGGAGCACACAUGCACCAAGUCGGAGAUGACCAGCAGCCCAGUGACAUGAGCGACGAAGCCAUGGUCGGGGUUUAUAUGCAAUGCCUGGGCCAGUGGGUGCAGAAGGUGCAGGAAGACUUUGCUGCAAUGACUUUUACUGGGUAUCCCCGUCUACCCAAGGGGCACCCAUACCAGGUUCGCCCAGGAGAAUCUCAGCCUUGGGAAAUCAGUGGAUAUCAGCCCAAGACAGGAUUAUGGCGGUUUGCGCUUUGCCUGGCGCUUGUGCCUAGCAUCAUGUACUUCGUCUGGUAA